CUGAUGGAAUCGUCCCAAUCCAACAUGGACGCCGUUCCAUCGUUGGGAAGAAGCGGGUGAAAUUGCGGGAGGAUUUCUGCGUGUUUCUGCGUGCAGCCGUGAGACAGGAGCCCCAGCCAUGGCGGACCCGUUCACCAGGCGGCUGCUGCGCGUGUGUGUGGCGCAGAUAUGUCAGACUCUCGGCUGGCACGCCGUGCAGACGACACCGUGCGAGGUGCUCACAGACAUACUGCACAGAUAUCUGGAGCAGGUGACCAGAACGGCCCACAGAUACUCGGAGCAGUUUGGUCGUACGGAGCCGAACCUGGAUGACCUUGGUCUGGCCUUCGGUGACCUGAGCAUGACCCUGCAGGAGAUGGAACACUACAUCGCUAACGUGGAGCCGGUCCCCUUCGCACACAACCUGCCCAGGUUUCCUCUGCCCAAGAACAACGCACUCAACAUCCCAGAACCAGGCAGCAAACAGGCGCGGGAGAGGAGGGGGUACAUACCGGAACACCUGCCGCCUUUACCUGCGGACAUGGAUGAUCCUGAAGAGGAGCUGCCACAGUCUCCCGUUGCCAUGGACACCAGUCAGCCAAUGAGCUCUGCAGAUCCAGACCUACAUCUCGGCGCCCCGUCUGUUACCAUGGAGACAGACAGCCUGUCUCCUCAUGCGGAGCAGAGAGGGUUGAAGCGCCCCCCGACGGGUUAUGAGGGAACUCCACCCAAGAAGCGGCCGUACAUUGUUCCAGAGGAGGCCCUAUCCACACCCCCUGGUAUCAGCCGUAGCGGCUUCACCUUGAAGGGGGAGGGGGUGCUUCCCGAGGCCAGGACCCCCCCUGUUCCCAAGCCGGCCCCCCCAGAGCCGCCCAAGACUGUGCCAGUGUUAAAGAUCGCCCCUGUCCCCCCUCCCGUCAGCAGUGGUUCGGCCCCUUCUGCGGCUGCAUCCCUCCCCGCAUCCGUAACGGCUUCUGCUGCCUCCCCGACUCCCGCCAAGAAACCCAAGAAGAAACCAUCCGGCACCGGAGACAAGGAGAAGGGCUUCAAGAUCAAGUCUAAGUCACCUAAAGGAGAUGUGCUCAAGUCUCCUGCCAUCAAGGCGUCUCUCCUGACCCCCAAGUCGCCCAAGUCACCUUUAAGAAAGAAGUCUCCGGGAAAGUCUCCCAAGAGGCCAAAAUCCCCCGGCUCGGCUAAGUCCCCGGGCAGGGCUAAGUCACCGGCCGUGUUCCAACCACCAGAGAUCAAAAUUCCCCCGGAAGAGCCUCCGCCCAAAAGCCCGGAGUUCCCGUCUCCCCCUCCACGCCCUCCCAAGUCCCAGCUGGAGGCCUUGCUGGUGAAGCGGCCGGAGGUGCCGAAACCCGACCCCCUCGCCACAAAACCCGACACCCCCGCCCGCUCCCAGCUGGCCAGCCUGCUCACCCGGGAUAGCCCGGCGCCCCAGGCCCCUCAGGCUGCCCCGGUUAGCCUGGAAGAACCAGCACAUCUCGACAGGGAGUUCGAGCUCGAAGAUGAUGAAGAUGAUGAUGACCUGGUGAUCGACCUGGAGGCAAACCCACGGAAGAAAUCACAGGUGAACAUGGGGCACACCACGGUGGACGACGUCAUAGAUUCGGUCAUCUUCCGAGCGGCGAAACCGAAACAGCAGUCCGUCUACGAUUUCGACGAGGAAGACAACGAACCUCCUCCAAAGCAGCUGGUGCCCCCGCUGCUGUUAACCGUGCCCAAACAGGAGCAGAAACCGGUGGACCCGAAAGAGGCUGCCGCCAUGGACGAUUCCAUCGAUGCUGUCAUCGGCCGCCACGCCAAGGAACCACCAUCCGCUCUCGAACAACCCAAAACAUCGGAGCCUUCCCCGCUGGAGCUUCUUAAAGCAAGUGAGAAGGACAAGAAAAAGAUGAAGAAGGAAAAGCUGAGGGCAAAGCUGAAGGAGAAGGAGAGGCUAAAAGCCAAGGAGGAGUCGGAGAAACCGAAGGAGUUUACAGAGAAGCUGAAGAUCACGACAAACGCGGAGACCGGGCUGUCGUUGGUAGCACGGAUGGAACCGACAACGCCAUUAGCGGUUAAGGUGGCGUCACCGGGGGCGACGGAAGAGAGGGACGACAGGGAUAGAGAGAAGAGGAGAAAAGACAAGAAGAAGAAAAAGAAACGAGAGAAGGAGAAACAUCGGGAGAAAGACAGGGAAAGAGAAGAAAAGCACAGAAAGGAAAAGGCUCGGAGCCAGUCCCCGCCCCGGACCCCCCCUCCCCCGCCUGCCAUCCCUAAACUCACCCUCAAGAUGGGCGGAGACUCGGGCGGCACCAAGAUAGUGAUAAAGACCCCCCUGCCCCCACCCCCUCCUGAGAGGAAGGAGAAGGUACAGAAGCCAGAAAAGACCCCCAAAGCCGACAAACCCCCUAAACUGGAGAAGACUCCCAAACCCGAGAAGCCGCCCAAGCAAGACAAGCCCCCGAAACCUGAGAAAACACCAAAGACGGAGAAACCUCCCAAGACCGAGAAACCAUCAAAGACAGAAAGACGGAAGGAGCCCGUGUCUCCACCGAGACCCCCUCGCCAGGCAACCCCCCCUCCGCUAUCCCCCUCACCCACUCCACCGCCGCAGAGAGCACCAUCUCCUCCUUGGCAACCCCCCUCUCCUCCAAGGAACCCCCCGACCCCCCCUCAACAAGCCCUAAGCCCCGGACCGUUCCAACCCCCGCCCCCUCCCUACCCAAACCCUUACUUCUACGCCAUGCAGGCAGCCAUGGGGUUUCCGCAGAUGCCCCCUGACCCCAUGUUCCAGCCCCCUCCUGACCCCAUGUUCCAACCUCCCCCUCCUUACCAGCUGCCACCCCCUCCGUACCACCCCCCUCCACCACAACCCUACCCCCCUGUCACACAGGCCUUCCCCCCUGCACAGCCAGUCCAGCAGUACCAGGAACCCCCUCCCAUGCCGGCCUUCCCACCCGUUCCGCCGGCCCCCCCUGUAGCGCCACCCCCCCAGCAGCAGUCCACCCCCCCUCGGAAGCCCCCAGCAGCGGCAGCGGCGUCUACCCCCACCCCGGCCGCCCCCCCUCCCACACCAAAGCAAGUGCAGAGAACAGUCAUCGCAGAAACCAUCGGCACUAUCGUGGGCCCUGAGGGAGAAACUAUCUGGAUCUGUCCUGCGUGUUCCCGCCCUGAUGACGGUAGUCCCAUGGUCGGGUGUGACAACUGUGACGACUGGUACCACUGGCCGUGUGUGGGGAUCACAGAGGAACCUACAGAAGACAAGUGGUUCUGUCCUCGCUGCUCUGUUCAGCCCAAGGCUCAGGGCAAGAAGAAAACCAAGAGGAAAAAACACAAACCGUAAUAUCAACUAUGGGGGUACAGUGUAUCUUAGAGCUGUGAUUAUCAGUGGUAACAUGAUGAAAAAUUAUUUUGUACAAUUUAACAUGAUGAAAACAAACUACUGCUCAGUACAGCCCAAACCAAGAGGCACAAACCAUAACAACAAGUAUGGGGGUACAGUGUACAUGUAUUGUAGAGCUAUUAGUGUUAGCUCUGUUAGGAAUAGAUGGUAACUUUGUUCAAAAUUAUUUUGUACAGAUAUUCUAACAUGACAAAAACAAAAUAUUCCUCUGUACAACCGAAGACUCAGGCCAAGAAUAAAACCAAGAG
Molecule: messenger RNA, 3618 nt
Organism: Branchiostoma floridae (Florida lancelet)
Lineage: Eukaryota; Metazoa; Chordata; Leptocardii; Amphioxiformes; Branchiostomatidae
Product: transcription initiation factor TFIID subunit 3-like
Exons: 11
Coding region: 119-3310 (1063 amino acids)
Cellular component (GO): transcription factor TFIID complex
Molecular function (GO): protein heterodimerization activity
Source: RefSeq, a predicted model, not a curated record